Messenger RNA from Oikopleura dioica, 1026 nucleotides. The record is from the annotation of a GenBank genome assembly. NCBI's taxonomy places the organism in Eukaryota, Metazoa, Chordata, Appendicularia, Copelata, Oikopleuridae.
AUGGCUGGCUGGCACGUGGUCGAGAGUUAUCUCGAGCAAACAGGAAAACACUCGACACUCGUCGGGAAGUACUGGAUCUCAACCUUUUUAGCUCUGAGACUCCUGCUGCUCUGUUCAAUCGUUGACGAUGCUUUUGGUGAUACUGAUUUGGAAUGCGAUACUAAAACGCCCGGUUGCGAACGAAUGUGCAUCAACCAUUUUUAUCCACUGAAACCACAGUCCUACUGGAGCAUCCAAAUGCUUUUCAUCUCCCUCCCAAUCAUGAUCUUCAUGGUUUAUACAAGCCAUAAACAAGAAAAGAUUGCGAUUGCGCGACAGCUGAAACGGGCGCACAUCAACAAAGAAAAAGAAGAGAUCGAGAAGCAAUUCACGGAAAAGAUCAAACAGCUUGAAGACGAUCGAGAAACUCUGCAGAAGAAGCGCGAUGUUGCUGAUCAGCUUUACGAAACUCCGCAAGGAAAACGAAUGACUGGUGCUGAGUUAGAACGACUCUUCACUGAAGAAGAAAAUAGACUCAACGAGCUCCAGAAGCAAGCGGUCGAAAACUUGACGAAGGCUGAAAAGAAGGAAGAAGACACCGAUGACUGCGCAACAAAAUCAUCCGGCAGCGAUAACUCGACUCCACCAAAGCUCUUCCUCGGCUAUGUUUCAAUGGUAUUCUUCCGAACUCUCAUCGAAGCUCUUUUCCUCGCCUACUACUUCCAAAUCUACGCCUGGAAAAUGGUGAUGCCCGAGACAUACCAAUGCGACCGAGAACCAUGCAACGAUGUAGUCACCUGCUACGUCGAGCGGCCUCACCAAAAAACCAUUGUCAUUUGGAUUAUGUUCAUGACCGGUUGCUGCACCGUUUUUGUUGGCAUUCUUGAGCUCUUUAGCUGUGGAUUCUCGAAAAUCGCUGAUGCAUGGAACAACAGACAUGAUGAUAUUACAAAAGAGUACAAAGUCGGCCAAAUGAGCAACGUCAAGAUGGCUCUGCAAUACCAGGCAGCAAUUGGAGGCCCAGUACCAUCUCUUCAGACAAGCUAA